Messenger RNA from Limulus polyphemus (Atlantic horseshoe crab), 649 nucleotides. RefSeq names its product tyrosine-protein kinase-like otk. The record is from RefSeq and is a predicted model, not a curated record. The coding region runs from base 142 to 606 and encodes 154 amino acids. Gene Ontology annotation, biological process: axon guidance; dendrite self-avoidance; homophilic cell-cell adhesion. Gene Ontology annotation, molecular function: cell-cell adhesion mediator activity. Lineage: Eukaryota; Metazoa; Arthropoda; Merostomata; Xiphosura; Limulidae. Gene Ontology annotation, cellular component: plasma membrane; axon. The transcript has 2 exons.
CCCCACACUAGUCAAGCUCCACGUCUUCUCCACUUCAGCAAAAACAUCCGAAGUCCAGAGGGAUCAACAGCUCAUCUUCCUUGCCUUGCGCAUGGCUUUCCUAAACCUCGUUAUGCGUGGUACUUCUCCGACAAUGGCCGGAUGACCGUCGUUAACAAGGACCAACGCAUUGACCAAAUGGAUGGAACUCUGGUUAUUCGUCAAGUGACCCGUGAGGACGCUGGGACAUACUUUUGUAUGGUCAGUAAUGAUGCUGGACAAGAGAGAGGAGAGGUUAAACUGGACAUUACUGCUCCAUUAAAAGCAUCUAUUUACCCUAAAAACCAAGAGGUUGACUCCGGAAAUCCAGCUAUUAUAAACUGCACAAUCCAGGGAUAUCCGAUACACUUGGUGAGUUGGUCGAAAGAUCAGCGAACUCUGGUGGCGGACGGGAGGAUUACAUUUCCGACUCAAUCCAGUGUUCGUAUCAACCCAACAAGACGUGAAGAUGGCGGAAUGUACCAGUGUUAUGUGAAGAACUCUGAAGAAUCGGUACAAGACGCUGCAAGACUCAUCAUUUCAGGUGCGGACUUGAUCUUCUUUCUCUUCAUUUUUACACUAUUCUGACUCACCAUUCCAGGUGUGGACUUGAUCUUCUUUCUCUUCAUUU